Molecule: messenger RNA, 2524 nt
Organism: Prinia subflava (tawny-flanked prinia)
Lineage: Eukaryota; Metazoa; Chordata; Aves; Passeriformes; Cisticolidae
Product: P2Y purinoceptor 1-like
Exons: 1
Coding region: 230-1270 (346 amino acids)
Biological process (GO): G protein-coupled receptor signaling pathway
Cellular component (GO): membrane
Molecular function (GO): neuropeptide receptor activity
Source: RefSeq, a predicted model, not a curated record
GAGCGGGCCGGGGGGAGGCGCCGCGGGAGCGGCGGAAGCCGCGGCGCUGGGGCUGCUGUCGGCACAUCCUCCCUGCCCCGGGGGACGUCCAGCACCCUGAAGGACCCAGGCCGGGCUCAGCAGGAGCGGAGAGGUGAGAGGAGCCCCUGUGCCUGGGGAUCCGGUGCUCCGCGGGCGCCGGUGCCUCCGAGCGGUGCCCCCAGCUGCGGGACAGGGCAGCGCCGCGCCCAUGGCUGCGGAGGCUCUCUCCACGUGGGCCGGCAAUGCCACUCGGGCUCCUUGCCCCGUGGAUUCCGCCUUCGCCCAGCGCUUCCUGCCCGCCGUGUACCUGACCGUGAUCCCCCUGGGGCUGCUGGGGAACGGGCUGGGGCUGUGGCACCUCUGCACGGGGCCCCGCCAGCCCCUCAGCCUGCUGGUGGGCAACCUGGGGCUGGCCGACCUGCUCUAUGUCAGCACACUGCCCUUCCUCGUCAGCUACUACCGCCGAGGCAGAGUGUGGCUCUUCGGGCAGGCCUGGUGCCGCCUCACCCGCAGCCUCUUCCACCUCAACCUCUACGCCAGCAUCGGCUUCCUCACCUGCAUCAGCAUCCACCGCUACCUGGGCAUCGUGCACCCGCUGAAGGCACGGGGCAGGUGCCAGGGCGCUGCCUCCUCGGCGUGGCUCAGCGUGGCAGUCUGGGUGUGGGUCCUGGCACAGAUUGCUCCUGAUCUUGCCUUCAGCAAGACGAAUGGCACAGGGACGAGCUGCCACGACACGACGGGGCACGAGAGCCUGGGCGUUUACUUGCCCUACACCUUCGCUGUCACCGUGACUGGGUUUGUCAUCCCAUUCCUCAUCAUCGUCGGGUGCUACUGCCACGUGGUGUUCGUGCUCUGCAGGAAUGACAGCAUGGACCUCAGCCUCAGGAGGAGAAGCAUCGGGCUGGUGAUUCUUGUGAUGGUUCUCUUUUCCAUCUGCUUCCUCCCCUACCACAUCUUCAGAAACCUCAACUUGUUUUUUCGCUGGCAGCCGCAAGGGUCCUGCACACAGGCUUCAAAGGAUGUCUAUGUUUCCUACCAGGUGACUCGGGGCCUGGCCAGCCUCAACAGUGCCCUCAACCCCCUGCUCUAUGUGAUUACCAGCAAAGACUGGAGGUCACGGGUGAGGACCAUCCGCCAAAGCGCCAGGCAGUGUCUGAGGCCACCCUUCAGGCGCAAAACCUCUUGCCAGGCAGCUGAGAAGAAGAGGAACAUCAGUCUUAGUGAGGGGGAGGCUGCUAAUGAGCUCUGAGGUACCUGGCACCCCCAUUUCUGCCACAUCAGCUUGUGCUUGGCCCCUCCCUGGGGGCAGCCCCCACCUUGACACCUGCUUUGCAGAGAUGGUGACAGCAGCGUCACGGGCUCCGUGCACACAAGGGACAGACAGGACUGUCAGCAUCAGAGAGGAAACCAGGGCCAGAUUUCAAAAGAAAAGCUGCUCAACCCAACCAUUUUGCCUACAGCAUGCCUGGAGAUGGAAAGAGAUUAUCACGUCUGCUCCAGUCCAGAGCGUUUCCCUCCAGGCUCUCAUGCAGCAGUGUGAGCUGGUGGACAUCCCUUUGCUUCCCAACCCCUCUGUGGCUGAGGGAUGGGAGGCAAUGACACCUUGUCCCUCCACUGCAUCCCCUCUACUCUACUGUACAAGGGUUUGAGACAGGAUUCCCUCUUUCACCUAAGGUGAGGUCCUGCAUUGCAGAACAGCAGAGAGGGCAAAUUUUUGCAGCAGGAGAAGAGCUUUGGAAAUGGAAAUAUUCAUUAAAAAAUCAGGUUUUAAGUACAUUACUAAGCUGUGCCAGUUCCUGGGAGACUGAGCUGUUUCAGGAUCUGUGGGAUCCUCUACUGCCCACCUCCUUUGCAGAAGAAAAAGACAUUUUUGGCAUUACUCCCUCUCUUUUGGAAGAGCACAUAGCAGAACUAACAAACGGGCAUUUUGAAGUUUUUGGAGGCUAUUGGUUGGUGGGUUGUUUUGGAAGGUGAAUGACUGCAGCAGCCUGAACUGCUUUCAGCAGGAAAAUGCCAGGAGAGUUUGCAGAUCUUCAGGUGGGUGCUUGCAUCUUGCAUCCAGCCUUGCAAGGGCAUUAGCUAUGACUUGUAAAAAUGAGAUAUGCAAAUAAAAAGAGAAGCAGCACUGGUGUGAAGAGCGUUGGGAUGUGAGCAAGGGCAGCUGUCUGUCAUCACCAGGGGUGACAGAUCUCUGCUUUGGGGUGAGCAGAGGCUCCCAAGCAGUAUUUUGGGUUUUGAUUUUGAUGUUAUCCACUACAAACAGCUCGAACGUUUCGAUUCAAUAAUGUGAUUUGUAGCAACAGCAGCUUAUGGAGCCCAGCUGUAGGAAGUGGACUGUGAGUUAAAAUCAGCCCUUUCUGGGAAAUCACUGGCCCACAGACGGAUGUUGUGCUCUUUUCCUGACGUUUAUCUCUGUCAGCUGUUCCUCACACAGACCCACCUUGGCUGGGCAGCAGAGGGAGCACGGCUGGCUUUCGGUGUAGUUAAUGUGUCUACAGUGCAA